UUUGUUUAAGUCUGAUAGUCGAUUCCCAAAAGAGUUCACUGCCUGUUUGAACGCUGUUAAGUUGAUUCCGAGUCGUAUACUUCGGCUCUAUUCCUAUUUCUCUCUCUUUCUCUCUAUUUUUCUCUCUCUCUAUUACAAACACACACACACACCUUAAAACCACUUCAAUCUCGGAGUAUAUCGGAGUCGAUUCUUUAGACUUAUAAAUCGAGCAGAUUUACAGGUUACAACGUGUAAUGCUGGUCCAAACCAACAGAUGGCAGUAAGCAGCACUGAAAGACCCUGAACCGCUGGAAAUACAAACUAUCCACACUCGAAAGGUUAUAUUAUUAUUGUUCAUCAUGGUAGAAAACUCUCCGUCGCCUCUGCCUGAGAGAGCCAUCUAUGGGUUUGUGCUGUUCCUGGGCUCACAGUUCGCGUUUUUGCUUUAUUUAGUUUGGGCAUAUGUUCCUGAGACCUGGCUCCACGCUGUCGGAUUAACCUACUGGCCUCAGAAGUAUUGGGCUCUUGCAUUGCCGAUUUACUUGCUGGUUGCUUUAACUGUGUGCUUUGUGGUGCUGUUUGGAAUCAAUAUGAUAAAGACGGCUCCCCUGUGCUCUGUGGACAACGUCACAGAUAAUUUUGCUAAAACGCAGCUUCAGGAUCCAGGCCAGAAAAACGCCAUACCUCGACUGCAAGAUCUGUCCAUUAGUGAAGUCAACCAUCGUUUCUACAUCACACAAUGAACUCUGAGACCCCAGGUCCUGGCCCUGAGAUGCCAUGUUCCUGCAUGAUGCCUCAUGUCUCCAAAUUUCUGAUCUGCAUUGAUCCAUACAGAUGACCAGCAUCCAGGAUUGCUUUUCAUCAGCCCUGGCUUCUGGAGUUUGCUGAGGUUUUAGAUGCACCUUUUCCAUCACUCACGCAUGACAGGACAGACAUUUGACUUUAAGGUGAACUCUCAGUGUCAGUAUGGUAAACACAUGACCCUUAGAGGGGGAGCCUAAUCAUGGCAUUAAGCAGUGGGGAAAAGUGGCUGAACAACUACUCGUGUAGAAGGACUUUUCACAGUCUGCUUGAGAGGAAGUAAAAGUAGGAAUGCAAAAGCAGUGUGAGAACUUUCAUCUUUCGUCCAAUAAAUAAAGCUGUAUUAUAGUUUUAGCUACUUGUCCAUUUGAUUGUGUUUUGCUUAUAGUAACUGGAGCUGCUAUCAAAAUGUGCAGCUUAAACGGCACAUUAAGCGAGAUUUCAGAAUGCCGUCGGGAUGUUGUACCACAGAACUAUAGAAUUUUCUUUAGUAUGAUUAUUUAGAUUCAAAAUAGAAACAAAAUCAUUUUUAAAAAAUCUAUAAUAAAUUAUAAAGUCUAAAGUGUUAGAUUUAUUAAUACUCCAGUCCUCAGUUGUCUGUGAUCUCGGACAGGGUUCUUGACUGUAUAACUUAAAAAUCACACGACGUUCAUGGAAAUCAUUAACUGCCGUUUGUUUUUUAUGGUUAUUAAUUUGUCUGUCAUAACUGUAAGCCUGAUAAACUGGUCACUUACAUUGAAAACAAACUAAACUAAAAGUGACUCUCAAACGAAUAAAGUCUAAAUAAUAAUAAAUUCUGUCAAUUUUGAACAGAUUACAACA
Tachysurus fulvidraco (yellow catfish) is the source of this 1605-nucleotide messenger RNA. RefSeq names its product phosphatidylinositol glycan anchor biosynthesis, class P (gene pigp). The transcript has 5 exons. Gene Ontology annotation, molecular function: phosphatidylinositol N-acetylglucosaminyltransferase activity. Lineage: Eukaryota; Metazoa; Chordata; Actinopteri; Siluriformes; Bagridae. The coding region runs from base 342 to 725 and encodes 127 amino acids. The record is from RefSeq and is a predicted model, not a curated record. Gene Ontology annotation, biological process: GPI anchor biosynthetic process.